This is a messenger RNA of Euleptes europaea (tarantolino), 1122 nucleotides long. Its product is annotated as 4-galactosyl-N-acetylglucosaminide 3-alpha-L-fucosyltransferase FUT6-like. The record is from RefSeq and is a predicted model, not a curated record. Gene Ontology annotation, cellular component: membrane. Lineage: Eukaryota; Metazoa; Chordata; Lepidosauria; Squamata; Sphaerodactylidae. Gene Ontology annotation, molecular function: alpha-(1->3)-fucosyltransferase activity. The transcript is spliced from 2 exons. Bases 1 to 1122 code for a protein of 373 amino acids.
AUGAGAAGUCGAGUCGCAUACCCACACAUGGAUUUCAAGGAACAGACCAAAACAUCAAGUUGCCAUCAACUACUGCCCUUUCUGUUCUUCCAGCUGAUACUCAGCAUGGUAAUUUUUGCUUACAUCCGAACUAUACAGCACACAGAAUCUUCUGUCACCAUUUGUCCUGCACUAGAACCAUGGCAAUGGCAACAACUUGAAACGAUCACCCCUAUUGUCAAGGGACCCCCAGAGAUCACCAUCCUGCUAUCGACUUGGCCCUUUGAGCAGCCAUUUGACCUUCCAAAAUGCUCCUCGUUAUUUAACAUUCCAGACUGCCACUUCACCGCUGACCGAAGCUGGCACAACAAGGCCGACGCGGUUGUCGUACACCACAGAGAUGUAUGUUACUCCAAUUCACUCCCCUGCAAUCCAAGACCGCCUUCCCAACGCUGGAUCUGGUUUAAUUUGGAGUCUCCAAGCCACUCCCCCAAUCUGGGUUUCAUGGAUAACUACUUCAAUCUUACUAUGUUGUACCGGAGAGACUCCGACAUCUUCACUCCUUACGGGUGGCUGGAAGCCCUCCAUCACCCUCAGAACAUCACCAUUCCACCCAAGUCUAAGCUAGUGGAGUGGGUUGUCAGCAACUGGAACCCGAGCUCCCGCCGGGUACAAUACUAUCAGGAGAUGAAGAAGUACAUACAGGUUGAUGUUUAUGAACGGCAACACUUGCCUCUCCCUCGGGACAAACACUUUCCCACUUUAACCCAGUACAAAUUCUACCUAUCCUUUGAGAACUCCAUCCAUGAAGACUACAUCACCGAGAAAGUCUGGAAGAACGCCUUUCUCUCCAUGGCCGUUCCCGUCGUCUGUGGCCCGCCACGGAAGAACUAUGAGGAAUUUUUGCCCCCCGACUCCUUUAUCCACAUCGAAGAUUUCCCCUCUGCACAGGAACUGGCUCACUUUUUACACGAACUGGACAAAGAUGAUGUGAGGUACCAAAGUUACUUCCGUUGGCGGUCACGGUUGGAACCCCUUGGAACAACGAGUUGGGCCACUCACUACUGCAAAGCAUGCCGAGUGUUACAAGAAACCCCCGUUCAGUACAAGACUGUGCCAGAACUGAGCAAGUGGUUCAAAUGA